Molecule: messenger RNA, 5346 nt
Organism: Salvelinus fontinalis (brook trout)
Lineage: Eukaryota; Metazoa; Chordata; Actinopteri; Salmoniformes; Salmonidae
Exons: 2
Coding region: 3685-4788 (367 amino acids)
Source: RefSeq, a predicted model, not a curated record
UAAAAACCUCUCGGAAGAUAUCUAUCCAUUUACAUUAUGUUUAUGAUUCUAUAUAGGUUAUAGCCUACCAUUAGCCCACCACCAUUUCAUCCACUAUGUAUUUUUUUUCAUCUUUAUGGUUCAUUUAUCUCUUGAAUGAUUAUUUGUUUGUUUUAUACAUUGAUAUAUAUAAAAGAAGGUCGAAGAAAUUGUUGAAUUAAACAUUUUGAAUUAUGCAACAUUAACAUACAUUUUGCAGUAGAAGCCAUAGGCAUAUGCCACACAUAGCCACAGGAAGUAGGGGUGCUGAGGGUGCUGCAGCACCCCCUGAAAAUCAGAAUAAAAAAAUGUUAAUGAAAUAUCUAUAUAUUUUUGAAGAAAAUUAUUUUUCACAAAAGUAGUGCCCUGGGCCUUUAAUAGUACUGUAUUAGCCGUCCUACAUAGCGUCUGUGGCUCGGGCACAAAUAUUUUUUCAGCACACCCCCUUUAAAUUAAAUAAAACAUUUAAAAACGCAGCACUACUACCCCCCAAAGUACUUCCUGCGGCUAUCAUACCACGGACCCAGCACGUAAUCUGAGUCAGUAGAAUUGUGCACUUGGUUUAGUGGGUCGGGAGGAGACGUCCAUAGAGCGCCAUUACCAGCUCAGUGUAUGGGAUGCUUGCCAAAAGACUCCUGCUGAGAAGUCUGUCAAUCGAAUGGUUGUUUUUCAGGAUGCUUUGGAAUGACAACUAAACCGAUGUAUAUUUAAAGUGGGCCAAGUGCAUUGUUGUUACUGUAUACUGUAUUAGUAGGCUACAUGAUCUAGAUGUUUAUUGUAUGCUACAUUGUGGAAGGUAAAUGUUACAGAGACCAACUGUCAUUGUAAACCCCACUGACUGUCAUAUAGCAUGGCUACCUUUUGUUGAUUUCAAUUCAUUCAUUGAAUGCAUUUUGUUUAUUUGAGUUUUUCCCAUGGAGGCCAAAUGAAGGCGAAUGAGAGAAGAGCCCUGGCCUGCUACAGCAUAAUAUACUGGAUGGACUAGUAGCACUCAGUCCCAAGAGCAGUCCUUUAGGUGAUCAGGGGCGUCACUGUAGUAAAACAACUUUGUUUUCAUGCAGCCACCUAAAUGUAUAGAGUACUGUCAGACAAUCACACUUCCAUAUUUUAGCCUUGCCCUAUAGACUACUGUGUAUUUGUUUACUAUAUGAAUGUGAGCUUAUACUGUAAACCUUAAGGCAUUUUGAACUCAAAUACUCCUAGUAUGUUGAACUAAAAGUCAAUGAAAAGUAAUUAUUGCUUAAAAUAUUUAUGUGGUACUCUCUCAAAACUAAAUAAGUCACAUCAACUCUACAUUGUUAACCAUUUUUGUAAUUUCAUCAGUAACUUACUGUAUUCAGUGGCGGAUUUAGGUAUGGGCGACAUGGGCGACCAUCCAGUGCAGCAUCUUGCCGGUGGUGGCACUGGGCGCCCGCACAAAAACAUUUGGAAUGGUGACAUUUGCGCGAUCGUUUUUCUAUCGCUCAUUUGCACAUCACGUCAAUGAUAUCAUGUCACCGUGUGGGACUGGGGGUCAAUUAACCUUGUCUGAGUGGGCGCCCAUAUCUAGUUUUUGAGCUAUGCAGGCUACUGCUACUGCCUGGAAAGGUCUCCCACUCAGAAGUAGAAGAUGGGGAGGGGGGCGGGGGUAGGUUGACCUCAGGUCUCCCCAUUGGAAGCCCAAGGUAGGGUGAGCGGGGGAAUCUAUCAAAUAGCGCACUUCUAACUUUGUACAGUACUAAUGCAAUUAGUAAAAUUAGUCACACUACGAAAUGCUACCAAAUAAACCACAAUUCAUUCAUAAUACUGUGAAUACAGUAUAUAGAUUCACAGACCUAUUGUUAAAUUUUUUUCAGUGUUUUUCAAAAUCGUGAAGAAUAAUAUAAAACCAGUCUGCACACCACCAAGGUGAAUUGGUUUAGUCUUGACUCUUGGUUGACAGUGUUGGUGGAUGGGUAAUGCUCGAGUACCAAAUCAACACAAAUGGAUAACAAAAGGUCUAAGCCAUCAGUGCCCAGUUUAGGAAAAAGAGGAAAGAAGAAAAGGAGAAACGAGCAAAAGAUAAAGGUAUUGCAGCUAUGUCAUCUCUUUAUGAGUAUAAUAUUAUGCAUGUAAUGAAAUAGGCUAGUAUAACAAUUAUGUUUGUCAGACUAUGUUGCUAUGUUGCUUGCUAUGUUAUUACACAUAGGGCGACAAUAUUCAGUUUUCUGUCCAACUAGGUUACAUAACAUUGGAUAUCAUUUCACACAGUUUCAUCAUGAUAAUGUGUGUAGCCUGCAACAAAACGAUUACAACCUAACUAGCACAUUAUUGAUUUGGUUAACUUUCAUUGAGGUGACAUCAUAAAGGUUUUCUGUGAUUGAAUUGACUAGGUCCUGAACUCAGUAAGGGGAAUUUGCAAUGCUUUAGGCAAACUUAUAAGACGUCUAUAUUAUGCUGAGAUUUUGUAUAUUUUGUGAUACAUUGAGUCUUUUGGAAUGUAUUGUGCCUAGAAUUAGCCAAGGAGGUUGUAUGGUUAAUUUGAUUCCUAUUCUGAAAGUUUGAUAAAUUGUGCAUAAUGACAUGAAUAUUUAAUUGUGCAACAAAUGUAUUUAGGGUGUCAGACUCAUACUGUAUUUCAAUGCAAAUUCAAGGGCACUUCUGAAAUAUUUUGGAGCACCCUCUGGUACUGGCCAGGAUGAGGAGCCAUAUACAUUCUCAGCCACACAGGUGUCUUCACAAAUGUUGUCUGAGCCUGAGGAUGAGGAUGAAGACCCAUUUGCUUCCACUUCUCUCCAGCAGGAUUCUUCAGGCCUGUAGCAGCAUCCCCACCAAAUCCUGCUGCUGAGGAUGAACCACUGUUUACAGACCCUUCUGACUGGCCUUCAGUUCUGACUGACAGAAUUCGGACACAACUCGUUUGCAGAGGACCAAGUGAGGUACCACCUCACUUUGUUUUCCCAAGGAAUGAGAGUGAUGGAAAAAGUUGCCACCACCAAUAUUUCAGGAAGAUCUUGGUGGUGAAAUGAUCCCUAGAAGUUGGUUGGUGUAUUCUGAAAGAAACAACAGCCUUUCUGCUUCUUCUGCAAACUCUUUUCUAAGAAGAAAAUUAAUUUAGAAAACUCAGGACUGACAGACUGGAAACAUGCACGUUCUUUGCUGACUUCACACGACAGCAGUCCAGAACACCAGAACUGCAUGAAAACAUGGAAAGAACUGGCAAUGAGGAUCACAAAAGGGGAAACAAUUCAUAAGCAUGAGAUGGCACUUAUGGAGGCUGAGAGGAUAAGAUGGAGAGAGGUGUUGACACGUCUGACUGCUAUUGUGCAGUCUCUGGCAAUUAGAAAUCUGUCACAAAGGGGACACACAGAAACACUGUACUCUCCAUCAAAUGGACAUUUUCUCAAAGAGGUUGAACUGAUGGCACAAUUUGAUCCAGUCAUGAAAGAGCACCUUAACCGUGUCCAAAAAGGGACCUCGAGUCACACCAGCAGCUACCUUGGCCACCAAAUCAGAAUGAACUCAUUGAUUUGUUCAGCAGCAAGGUCCUUUCAAUAACGGUGAGUGACAUCAAGCUGGAAAAAUUAUUCUCUAUAAUUCUAGAUUGCACCUCAGAUGUCAGCCACACUCAACAGUUGUCAGUUGUGAUUAUAAUCGUGUCACUGAAGGAGGAGCCCCACAUAAAGGACAUUUUUAUUGGGUUUUUGGAUGCAGAAGAGUCCACGGCCAACAUUUGUCAAUCUGAUUCUCAAAAGAUUAGAGGAGCUAAACAUUCCUUUUGAGGACUGUAGAGGACAGUCUUACGAUAAUGGGGCCAACAUGAGAGGCACAAAUAAAGGUAUCCAAGCCAAACUCCUGGAAAUUAAUCCAAGAGCUCUAUUUGUGCCAUGUGGGGCUCACACAUUGAACCUGGUUGUGGCUGAUGCUGUUAAAAGUUCUGUCGAUGCCACAGGUUACUUUGGCAUCUUACACAAACUGUACACCUUGUUCUCAGCCUCCACACAGCCAUGGGCCAUCCAUGUGGACAUCACUUUGAAGAUAUGGACUGAGACAAGGUGGCAGAGUAAAGUUAAGAGUGUCGAGCCACUGAGGUAUAAGACAGCAGCGGUGAGAGAGGCACUGAUUGAGGUGAGGGAUCAAACCAAAGACCCUGUGAUAAAGAUUGAAGCCCAGUCCUUGUCAGAGAAGGUGGGAUCAUAUUGCUUCAGCAUCUGUACAGUGGUGUGGCAUGACAUCUUGAGACAGAUCCAACAUGUGAGCAAGCUAAUGCAGUCUCUCAGUAUGCAUGUGGAUGUUGCAGUCAGUCUUCUCAGAAAGACAGAGAGGUCUCAGCAGCUACAGGGCAACAGGCUUUAUGACUGCACAAACGUCAGCCAAGGAUAUUGUGAGGGUAUGAAUGUAGAGGCCGUUCUACAAGAAAAAGGGCUGAGGUCCACAAAGCGGCACUUUUCAUACGGAUCAUUUGAUGAGCCUUUGAGUGAUGUCCUGAAGAAGCUGGAGGUGACAUUUUUCAAUGUCAUUGUUGAUGUUGCAACCUCAGCUCUUCAGGAAAGAUUUUCCACAUUGGAAAAUGUGGGAGAGAAGUUUGGAGUGCUGUCAACCUUCCAAAGUCUCUCAAAUGAGGAGCUGACAGAACAAUGUGAGGCCCUCAGUGUAACACUGCACUAUAAAAAACACUCAGACUUGGAUGGCAGAGAGCUUGCACAGGAACUGAAGAACUUGCCUGACUUGCCAUCAAAGACCAUGACCCUACUUGAGCUGCUGAUAUUAAUACAUGAAAGGAAGCUCUCAGAAUUGUAUCCACAUUUGUAGACUGCUCUCAGAAUUGGUUUUACUCUUCCAGUGACCAUAGCUGAAGCAGAGAGCUUUUCAAAGCUGAAGAUCAUCAAAUCCUACCCGAGGUCCACCAUGUCACAGGAACGCCUUAGUGGCCUUGCUGUCAUCAGUAUUAACCAUGCAAUUGCUGGACAGAGUUCUUAUGAUGAUGUAAUUGAUGACUUUGCAUCAAGGAAUGCAAGAAAGGUCAGGGUUUAGAUGGCAGUUGUGCAAUUUAGUUUGUGUGUUUCUUGUUUGAAGUGCAAUAGUGUAAUAAUUAGGUUCUCUUCUUUGUAAGUGUGUUAUUCUAUUUGUGUAUUUGUGUGAUAUAGGAUUUGUGCAAUUUAGUUUUAUUUGUGUGUUUUUUGUUAGCAAUAGGGUAAUAGUGUAAUAAUUUGAUUAUCUUUUUUAUUUGUAUUUAUAUACUACAAUUUGUUUCUAUUUGUCUUUGUUAUUUUUUGAUAUUUAUGAAUCUUAUUUUUAUAUUUAUAUGGUUUUAAAUGUUAUGAUUAUUUAUUUGUGUUGUUCCAAAUGUCUGAAUUAAAAUUACAGUUA